Chanos chanos (milkfish) is the source of this 2001-nucleotide messenger RNA. RefSeq names its product RAS and EF-hand domain containing 2 (gene rasef2). The transcript has 17 exons. Bases 1 to 2001 code for a protein of 666 amino acids. Gene Ontology annotation, molecular function: GTPase activity; calcium ion binding; GTP binding. The record is from RefSeq and is a predicted model, not a curated record. NCBI's taxonomy places the organism in Eukaryota, Metazoa, Chordata, Actinopteri, Gonorynchiformes, Chanidae.
AUGAACGAGUCUGAUCUUCGAAAACUUUUUUCAGCGUGUGAUGUCAAUAAAUCAGGAAGAAUCGAAUAUGAGGACUUCUCCACCGUUUGCCAAGAGCUCAGUGUUCCCGAGGACCAGAUCAGAACGCUGUUCAGUAAAUGCGAUGUGGAUGCUGACGGAUGUAUCGAUUAUAGCGACUUUUCCUCGAGCUUCGAUGAAGUAUCAGAGGCUCUCAAUUUGUCCUUGCUUGGAGGGGCUUUUCAAAGGCUUAACAGUCCUUGGGACGAAUUUGAGAACUCUAUGGAUGGUGACGUGGGUUUUUAUUUGGGAAGGUUACGGGAUCAGCUGAGCGAUGUGUACCAGCAGAUCCAUUCCUCAGCAGAUACACUGUUACUACAACAAUAUGAAUCUCUUGUCCAGUCUUUUGUAAAUGAGAUCAGGGAGCAAAGAAUGGAGAGUGAGCAACUGGAGACCAGUCUGAGAAGGAUUGAAGAGGUGACCACCAGUCAACUCACUGAACUGGAGGAAGAUUUACAACAGCAGCUUGCUAGUGCAGAGAUUAAAAUCAAAGAGGAGGAGCAAAAGAAAAUGGAAGGAACCAUUGCUGUGCUUCAGAGGAAGCAUGAAGAUGAGGUGUCGGAUUUGCAGGCAGCUGUGGAGAGACUUACAAAGAGUCAAGACGACUUGGAACUGAACAAUGCCAGAGAAGACAUCAACAAAUUGCACAAACAAAUACGAGAAGUGACUCAGGAGAAUGAACAGCUGAGAACUUCUCUUUUGAAAGCCCAGACAAACAUCUCUGUGCUUCAGGUAGAGCUGGACAAGCUAAAGAACGCAUAUGCAGACCAGAAACUUCAACAUGAGAGGGAGAACAAUGAUCUCAAAAGGAUGGUGAUUGAAUAUCAAUCGUAUGCUAGUCAAAUUGAAAUUCUUCAGGAAAUGAACAAAAAGUUGUAUGACAGCAAUGACGGAUUGCGCUCUGCCUUAGUGAAGGAUAAGGCCUCCAAUAGGAAAAGACUCUCUCCCAGAAAUGAAAUUUCCAACAAGAAAAUGACACCUCUUCGACAGAGCAGUUUUGCCAGUGAAGAGGAUGUUGUGGCUGUUCACUCCCCCAGAGAGAAGUACUCUCACGUGGCCAGCUGGGCUAAUAAGUAUCUGGAUAGUGGAGUGGUUACAUCUAUGGAUACAGAGGAAAAUUCAGGCAGUGACUAUGACAGUGAGGACAGCGGAGAAUCCAUGGAAACUGUGCAUUACAGUUACUCCUAUGCACCGUCAGAGGUGGAGAUGUCAGACCAGAAGUCUGAGGCUGCAGUCUCCGUGGCUCCUAGCGGAGUGAGUUCUAUCGCCUCUUCCCUGCGAAGACGUCUAUCAGCCUUUCCCAUCAAGCAAACUGAGGUAGAUGUGAUUGAUUCUGAUGGGUCACUGCCGAUGUACCGUCUGGUGCUGGCUGGAGAUGCUGGUUCUGGAAAGUCCAGUUUCUUAUUGCGUCUGAGUCUCAAUGAGUUUAGAGGAGAUAUUCAGACCACUCUUGGAGUUGAUUUUCAAGUGAAAAGAAUGCUUGUAGAUGGAGAAAAGACAAAUCUCCAAAUUUGGGACACAGCUGGACAGGAAAGGUUCCGAAGCAUUGCUAAGUCAUACUUCCGUAAGGCCCAUGGAGUGCUCCUACUGUAUGAUGUCACCUCUCAGAGCAGUUUCCUGAAUGUCAGGGAGUGGAUGGAUCAGAUUCGGGAGUCUACAGAUGACAGUAUUCCGAUGUGCUUGGUAGGAAACAAAGUGGACCUACGGGCUGAACGACCAGUGGACACCUGUGUAAGCUCUGCCCAUGGGGAGAAGUUGGCAAUGGCUUACAAUGCCCUGUUCUGUGAGACUAGUGCUAAAGAGGGAACCAAUGUAGUGGAGGCUGUCCUACAUUUGGCAAGAGAGGUUAAGAAACACGCCAAAACGAGACGGCAGUCGGAUUCACGGGUUAAGCUGAGUUUGAACAAUAGGAAGAAGGCAUUCACUAAUUGUUGUGGAAUGUAA